AUGAGUCAACCAUAUCAACCUAGUACAGAUAUACCUGAUGUUGAUCAGAAUUCAGAAAAUGGGUUUGGUAUUGAUCCGAAUUUACUGAAUGGAAAUUUUAAAAAAUAUAAAACUUAUGAAAAAAAUGAUGAUGAUAUUCAACUUGAUGGUGAUGGUACCGUGGUAGAGAAUGGUAAAGUGUUGGGUAAUGAUAAGAUAGUACAGAAUGGUAAAGAUGGUAAUGUAUUAGAUGCUGAUGUAUUAAUUGAUGGUGAUCUAUUAGAUGAUGAUGAAGAUGAUGAUGAUUAUAUUGAAGAUCAAAAAGUUUUUGAAGAAUUAUCUGAAGAUGAAGAUGAUUAUGAAGAUGAUGAAGAAUAUGAUGAUGAUGAUAAUAAUAAUCAUGAUGAUGACUACAUAACAAUAAUAUUAAAAUUUAUAUUAAGAAUUGUUUUCAAAAUUCAAAAAAAUUGGUUUAAAUCAUUAUUAUAUGGAAUAAUUUUUUUAAUAAAUUUAUUAAUAAUUUCAUAUUUAACAUCAUCAAAUAAUAAUCAAUAUAAUUCAAAUGAUGAAAUUUUAACAAAUUUUAAAUCUUUUAGUGAUAUUUCUAAAACUAUUGCAAAUUUACAAUGGCAAAUUAAUGAUUUAAAUAUCAAAAAUAAAAAUAAAUUCCAUGAAUUUAGACAUUAUUUAGAUUCCAAGAUUGAUGAAUUUAAUAAUAAAUUUACUCAAUUAGAUUCAAAUGUAUUAUCAAUCACAAAAGCAAAUGAAGAAAUUAUAUCUAGGUUAGAUUCAAUCAAUUUAGAAACCAUUGGAUCUAAAUAUAUUAAAGAUGAUAGAAUUCCUAUAAUUUUAGAUGAUAAUUCAAAUAUUAAAAUAUUACCAGAAUUUGCAGAUUUCUUGGAACAGAAAAUUAAAAAUCUGGUUAAUAAGUAUGAACCAACAUUAGAUUUAAAGUUCCAAUUAAAUUAUGAAAAAUUUAUUGAAGAUUAUGUUUAUGAUAUUUUAAAUAAUAAAAUUGGAUUUAUGAAUAAAGAUGAAAUUUUAUCAAUAAUUCAAUUACAAUUUAAAGAAAAUAAAUCAAAAUUAAUUUCAGAAAUUAAAAAAAUUAAUUCAAAAUCAAAUAUUGAUUCAAAUAUUUCAAAUGAAAAAUUAAUUAAUAAAUCUCCAAGAAAAAUUAAUAAAAUAAAUUAUGGUCAAGCAGUUUCAGGUGCAAGAAUUUUAAAUUAUUUAACAUCGCCAACUUUUAAUCAACAAAAUUCCCAGAAAUCUUUCAUAUCAAAGUUUUUCCCUAAUGAUCAAGAUGAUGAUAAUGAAUCAAAUUCAAUAAAUUCACCAUUUAUAAUAUUAACAUCAAAUGAAGGAUAUUGGAAAAGUUCUACAAUAAAUAAUACACAAUUAGGUAUUAAAUUCUUAGAUCCAAUUUAUUUAAGUGAUAUAUCAUAUUUACAUGGUAGAUUUAUAAAUGGUGGUAUAUUAACAAGUUGUCCUCAAAUAUUAGAAUUAUAUGUUAAUGUUGAAAAUCAGGAGGAAUUAAUUGAAAAAUUACCAAGGACACCAAUUUUUUUACAAAAUCAUAUUAAAAUAAGUGAAUUAAAUUAUCAUUUAAAUGAACCUGAGGAACAAUUUUUCCAAAUACCAAAAGAAUUACAAUCAUUUAUUAUAAAAUCCCUAAUAAUCAAAAUACCAAAAAAUUAUGGUGAUGAAUUUUUUACAAGUUUUUAUAAAUUAAAUAUUCAUGGAUUAACAAAAUUUGAUUUAUAUUCAAUACAAAAGAUUAUUAAUGAUGAUAAGAUUGAUAAUGUCAUAAAGAAGAAGUUAAAUCAAGAGAAUAAUGAAGUUGAUUACUCAAAUGAUAUACCAAAAUUUGGUUCAGAUCCAAUAGCUUUUUAA
Hansenula ciferrii is the source of this 1869-nucleotide messenger RNA. It is a transcript of the gene MPS3, whose product is annotated as Mps3p. Gene Ontology annotation, cellular component: meiotic nuclear membrane microtubule tethering complex; nuclear envelope. The transcript has a single exon. Gene Ontology annotation, molecular function: protein-membrane adaptor activity. The record is from RefSeq and is a predicted model, not a curated record. The coding region runs from base 1 to 1869 and encodes 622 amino acids. Lineage: Eukaryota; Fungi; Ascomycota; Saccharomycetes; Phaffomycetales; Wickerhamomycetaceae. Gene Ontology annotation, biological process: nuclear envelope organization.